Molecule: messenger RNA, 1735 nt
Organism: Strongylocentrotus purpuratus (purple sea urchin)
Lineage: Eukaryota; Metazoa; Echinodermata; Echinoidea; Camarodonta; Strongylocentrotidae
Product: histidine protein methyltransferase 1 homolog
Exons: 8
Coding region: 67-954 (295 amino acids)
Biological process (GO): peptidyl-histidine methylation, to form tele-methylhistidine
Molecular function (GO): protein-L-histidine N-tele-methyltransferase activity
Source: RefSeq, a predicted model, not a curated record
UCGGCUGCUUGAGAAGUAGCUGGGCAGAUUACCGUGAACUUUCGGUUUGGACAGCUUAGCUAGGAGAUGGGAGAUUUCACAUUUGGUUUCGAGAUAUGUGAAGACGACAGCAAUAUAGACACUGCUUCUAAUGAUUCUUCUGCAGUUAAAGACCAUAGAGGACCAGAUGAUAUAACCUUGAGACCAGCUAAAGAAAUCUAUAUUCCUUACAACGAGACAAGAAAUGAGGAAAGGAGAAUUGUGUGUGUAUCAUGCGGUGAUGUGAACCUGUGCUACCUUCAUCCUCAAGAUGUAGAAGGAAUGAUUGAAGAAAAGAGUGACAUCAAGGAGGCUAUCUCAACACAUUCUGAUCUCCUGCCGUCUGUUUAUGAAGGUGGGCUGAAAGUCUGGGAAUGUUCCUUAGACUUAGUCCAGUAUCUCCAGGACUUGGAUCCCAUCUCUUUCUCUGGUCAGACUAUCCUGGAGCUAGGAUGUGGAGCCGGUCUACCAGGGAUCUACACUCUGAUGAAAGGAGCUACUGUCCAUUUUCAAGAUUAUAAUGAAGAGGUCCUGGAACUCCUGACCAUUCCAAAUGUCCAGCUGAACACCAUACCAGAGGUCUACAAAGAGAAAUGCCAUUUCUUAGCUGGGGAUUGGAGUUUAGUGCAAGAUCUCCUAAUGCAGGAAGGCACCAGGUAUGAUGUUAUUCUGACUUCAGAGACAAUAUACAGCUUAGACUCCCAACCCAGGCUUUACAACAUUAUCAGAAGCUUACUCAAACCAAAUGGAAAAGUAUUUCUUGCUGCUAAGACACAUUACUUCGGUGUAGGAGGUGGGACCAGGCAGUUUGAAGACUUUGUGAGAGAGAAGGGAGAAUUUGAAAUAGAAUCUAUAAAAGUUAUCAGUCAAGGAGUUCGGAGGGAGAUACUGGAAAUGCGGUUCAUACAGCCUGAGAACAAGGGAGCAAAGACGUGAGAACACAGCAAGCAAUCCUCAGAGCUUGUUGACUUGAUACCUGGAACAUAGACCUUGGAGAAAUUCAUUUCUAAAGGAAUGAGGUUUAGACUAAAUGAAUCAGCUGUGUUUGUUUAAUAAAACAUCUACUCCUGAUGAUGGUAUUCUGGGUUUAUAUAAUGCUUAAUACAUCUACAAUGUCUAUAAGCGCUUUAAAGAUAUACUAUUAUCUCAGUCAUCAGAUUCAAGCUUGCCCGCACGGCGCACGCAAUGUAUCCACAUUCUCUACUAUCUGGGGAGAAUUUAAGUCGUGCCCCAUUUCACAGACGACAGAAUUCUUUAUAGCAGUUGUUUGAACUCUCUUCCUUUGGCACCUUAAUGCUUGAAUUCGUGUAGAAGUUCCCUCUCUUCUGUCUCUCCACUAGAAGGCUGCACAAUAUCUAGAUGCAUUGGCAUCUUGGAAGAGAGACUUGAGAAACGCAUGGCCAUUGACCCAUCUGAGACACUCCCUGCAGGAUCUGACCGACCAUGGAUCACAAUAGCACAGUUUUAACAGGCAGCGUACAGGUAUGGGGAGGUGCAGGGCGAACAUGCACAAGUGGGGAUCCAUAUACUGGUUAGCAGAUAGUUAGUGGGCAGGGCCCCUUGACCACGGACCAUCUAAUGAGCUCCGACAUGCUAGCUGACACAUGUACUGAGAAGGAUCUGGCAGAGGCUAACGACGUGGGUCUUAAAGAGAAGGUUGAUUUCUGGGAAAAGGUGAAAAUAAUUUGUGAGCGUUAUUCUUGUAUUAUGCAAGUGG